This is a messenger RNA of Uranotaenia lowii, 515 nucleotides long. RefSeq lists its product as uncharacterized. The record is from RefSeq and is a predicted model, not a curated record. Lineage: Eukaryota; Metazoa; Arthropoda; Insecta; Diptera; Culicidae. The transcript has 2 exons. The coding region runs from base 48 to 515 and encodes 155 amino acids.
CAUAUUUCUUAGUAAACAAUUACACUGCUGUUGCAUAACUUUUAGCUAUGAAGGUCAUCAUCGCCCUGUUGUCUUUGGCCGUUGCUGCUCAAGCCGGAUAUGUUCAACCAACCUGGGACUCUGUUAACAGCCUGGCAUGGAACUCAUGGAAUGGAGUGAAUGCAUGGAACAACGAAUGGAACGGCUGGAACAACUGGAACACCAAGGGCCUGAUUUCGUAUCCUUAUUCCUCAGCUCAUGGAUCCUGGCCAGCAGUAAACUCAGUCUAUGACAACGCCUGGAUCAACGGAAACGGAUGGUAUGGAGCGAAGCCAACUGUCGUUCAGGCCAACAUUGCCAAGGUUAAUCCAUGGGGACUUCCAUGGGCCGGAUAUGGUUAUGGACAUGGAUACAACAACUAUGUUUCUCAUGGCGCUCCAGUCGUUGCUGCCAAGUAUGUUGCUGCCAAUCCAGGAUCAGUUUAUGUUGCUCCACUUGUUGGACAUUCCGUCAACCAGAAGCUGAUUGUUGCCUAA